Messenger RNA from Coturnix japonica (Japanese quail), 1370 nucleotides. It is a transcript of the gene CRH, whose product is annotated as corticotropin releasing hormone. The record is from RefSeq and is a predicted model, not a curated record. Gene Ontology annotation, cellular component: extracellular region. Gene Ontology annotation, molecular function: corticotropin-releasing hormone activity. Lineage: Eukaryota; Metazoa; Chordata; Aves; Galliformes; Phasianidae. Gene Ontology annotation, biological process: positive regulation of cortisol secretion; negative regulation of glucagon secretion; negative regulation of epinephrine secretion.
GGGGGCCCGCGGCUCCCCGGCCCCCGGCCCCGCUGACGUCACCGCAGAGGCGAUAAAUAUCUGUUGAUAUAAUUGGACGUGAGAUUUGGGGUUGCGAUAGCGAAACUCGGCCCAUCGCCGCUCCGACGGGCCCCCAUGAUUUAUUCAGCAGUGGAUCGGGGCACGCAAUCGGGCUGUCAGGAGAGCGUCAGCUUAUUAGGCAAGUUCUGCGUGAUUCCAGGAGAGGGUCUAAGCUAUAAAAAUCCCUCGCCCCGGCUCUGAUUAGGACCAAAUCUGAUCACAAGUUCGCCGGGAGGAGGCUCCGAGGCAGAGCCAGAGGAAGGACGCCGGGCACCGCCAGGCACAGCCGGGCACAGCCGGGCACAGCCGGGCACCGCCGAGCCCCGCCGCCUGCCGCCGCCGCCGCCCCAGGUCUGGCCCCGACCAUGAAGCUCCAGCCGCUGGUGUGCGCGGGGAUCCUGCUGCUCGCCCUGCUGCCCUGCCACGAGUGCCGAGCGCUCAGCAAGAGCCCGGGAGCCGCCCGCGGGGCUCUGCAGCAGCCCGAUUUCUUCCCGCAGCAGCAGCAGCAGCAGCAGCAGCAGCAAACUCUGCCCGUCCUGCUCCGCAUGGGAGAGGAGUACUUCCUACGCCUGGGCCACCUCACCAAGCGCCCCGCCGGCCUUUUCUCCGCCUCCUCCGGCGGCCACCUCCGGCCCGAAGCCUCCGCCGAGUUGUUGCGGGCGGCCGCGGCGCAGCUGCAGCGGUCGGGGAGCCCCGAAGGGGACGAAGGAGCGGGGGAGGCGGUGGAAAGGGAGAAGCGCUCCGAGGAGCCGCCCAUCUCCCUGGACCUGACUUUCCACCUGCUGCGGGAGGUGCUGGAGAUGGCCCGAGCCGAGCAGCUGGCGCAGCAAGCCCACAGCAACAGGAAACUGAUGGAAAUCAUCGGGAAAUGAGGCGGCCCCCCCGCGCCGUGCCAAAGGGACCCCGCGGUCAGCACCAGAGCCAUCACACCGCCCGACGUACCAUAGUGCUGCUCUGAUGUCAUCUCUUUAUUUUUAUAGAGCUUCGAACCCCGAAGGGCGCGCUCCGAGCCGCCGCCCCCCCUCAGCAUGCGCGGACGCGCGGUGCCGCCGGCCCCCCCACCCCGACCCUUAUUUAUUUCUCCAUUUCCCAUAGCGAGAGGGCUCCGCAGGGACGGCCGGGGGCGGCGGGGAGCACGGGGAGCGCCGUGCCGGGGUGGGAGGAGGGAGGGGAACCUCUGUCCGCUACUUCGAGUCCACUUUUACCCCUGUACGACAUUUUCACAAUAAAACAUCUUUUCAGCGCUCGGUCGAUUUUGUUGUGUAAGAGAAUGUUUAAUAUUUAUAUUUUUAAUAAAAGCUGCAAAGGAA